Messenger RNA from Phialemonium atrogriseum, 3281 nucleotides. Its product is annotated as Bromodomain-containing protein. Gene Ontology annotation, biological process: chromatin remodeling; regulation of DNA-templated transcription. The coding region runs from base 1 to 2946 and encodes 981 amino acids. The transcript is spliced from 3 exons. Gene Ontology annotation, cellular component: nucleus; chromatin. NCBI's taxonomy places the organism in Eukaryota, Fungi, Ascomycota, Sordariomycetes, Cephalothecales, Cephalothecaceae. The record is from RefSeq and is a predicted model, not a curated record.
AUGGCAUCGCAUCCUCCAGAAAGUGCGAUACUUGACCCGAAGCCGCUCAAAAUGUCGUCAGAAGUUGAGAAGGAUGGGCGCAACGGCAGCCAUGAGGUUAAUGGCCACAUCUCUCCCGUUGACAUCAACCCCGAGCCCGAAUCUGAGACUAUUGUGAGCGCGACGGACAAGAAGCUCGAAACCGGAAACCCGAUCAAAACCAACAUAUCCAACAACGAAGAAGCCUUCACCAACAACCAGACAAUAUCAGUUGACAAGGAGGGAACCAAGGACGACCCCGAACCAGAGGUGUCCCUUCCAGCAGCAGACUCGAAAGCAGAAGGGGUCACCACAGCAGACAUAGAGAUGGGUGAUGCGCACCUUGACGUACCGGCGCCGGAGGCCGCGAAGGAAACACCCAGUGCGCCACUGGAUGAGAAAUCCGCAGAGGAACCUGCCAUAUUGCCUAAGGCCCACGAGCCCCCUUCGUCCGAAUCUACCGCACCGGAGGCGAUAGUAAAAGACGUCGAAAUGGACGAUGCGCCCGCGCCUACCGACCCCUCUUCCAACCCGGAACAAGUUGAGGGCACGCAGGACACGAUUGUCAGCAAUGUGACGGCAACAACGCCGGGAGCAGACUUGAGCCUGCGCCCUGAGAGCAUGUCGAGUCUCGCAAUUGAUGUUCCGCCUGUUUCGCCUGCUCCUAUCGGAACUGCAGACACCAGCAUGACCGACGCCGCCCAAUCCCCUACCAAGGUUUCACGAGAGAGGGAUGAUGACGGGGGGGACGAGCCCGCCGCAAAGCGCGCCAAGACUGACUUGCAGGGCGACUCUGUCGAGGUCAAGAUAUCCGCCGGCGGAAAUGCCAAAGUUGAUGAGUCUCAGGCCGAACAAGCUCCCCUCGUCAACACGGACGGAGAGCCGAAGAACCUGGCCGAUGCGUCUCUCGAGGGUAAUUCGAUUACGCAAUGGCAGGCUCGGAAGCUGCGGGGCAUUUUGGCAGGCAUCAAAAAGACUAAAGCGGGUGCGAAUUUUAAGGCCCCCGUGGAGACCUUGUGGCCCGGUCUUUGGCACGAUUACCAAGCCAAAGUUCCAGACCCAACAGACAUCGGGACGAUGGAGAAGCGACUGAAAGGCGGCGACCCCAGUUACAAGGCGUAUGCCACCAUAGGGGACUUCAAGAAUGACCUGCAGCUCCUCUAUGAGAACUCGGUUAGGUUCAAUGGCGAAGUCCACGAUGUGACGAGGCAUGCGCAGACUGUUCGCGACCAGGUUCUGGAGAAGAUGGCCGCCGAACCCGCCGUCGAAACGGUGAAAGCAGACAAGAGGGAGACUGUCAAGCACCACCCGAGUAGGCAUCCUGGACCCCGCGCGCCUUCGCACCCACCUCCGCCAGCUCGGCGGCCGUCGAAGGCGCCAGUUGCCAGCCCGGUCGAUAAGCCAGUCGAGUCACCCGCAUUCGCGAUUCCACCCAACAAUAAUGGGGUGCCUCUCAUCCGGCGGGACUCGACUAAGAAUGCCGAUGAUCGACCCAAGCGCCCUAUCCAUCCCCCCAAGAACAAGGAUCUGGGCUACGAGCCGAAGAAGAAGAAGAAACUCUCUCCCGACCUUCGCUUCUGUGACGAGGUCCUCACUGAGCUCAAGAAGGUGAAGUAUCACGACUUGAACCAAUACUUCUUGGCACCCGUUGACCCCAUCGCGCUGAACAUUCCGAACUAUCACAAGGUCGUCAAGAAGCCCAUGGAUUUGCAGACCAUGUCCGACAAGCUUCACACGGCGCAAUACAGCAGCUCAAAGGAAUUCGAGAGGGACUUCUACCUCGUCAUCAAGAAUUGCAAGUCUUUCAAUGGCGAUGACCAUUUUGUGACACAGAAGGCGCUCGAGCUGGAGAAGCUGUUCAAGAGAGAAUGGGCUAGGAAGGACGACUGGAUGGCUAGACACGCCGCAGCCUCUACGGCGGCGAUGUCUCAUGCCUCCGCCAUGAGCCCUCAUGGGAGGGAUGAUUCUGACGAGGACGAUGCUGAAUCGGAAGCCGAGGCAGAUGAUGAGAAGGAGCAGAGCUCGGCUACCCUCGAAGCCCUGCAACGCAGACUAGCAGAGGAAGAACAGAAGGUGAAGGGUUACAUGAACAGCAAGAACCCGGACAUGGGCAUGGUAGAGGUGUCGCAGAGUCUGGUUUUUACGCUGCAGAAACAGAUCAUCCAGGAGCGCCAGAAGCUUUCUGUCGAAGCUGCAACGUCAAAGAAACCGAAGUCCAAGCCAGCGAAGAGCAAGAAGGCAGGUGGGGUGGGUAAGAAAGCAAAUGCCGCAGCUGGUAUAGGCAGCGGCGGCGCCUCGGGAGCUGCCAGCAAGAAGGCCGCCGGCGGUGGCAAGAAGGGGAAGCGAGCCAUAGGCACACUCGAGAAAGAGAUCAUCGCCACCGCCGUCCCGAGUCUCGAUGGCGAUCUGCUUAAUAGGGCCAUCGACAUCAUAAAGAAGGACACGAACGAAAACGUAAGUAGAAAAAGCCCAUCUACUGACCUUCUGCAAUCCCUCCCUCCCCCUCUCCCAAUGCGACUUGAACAGCAAGCUUACCAUUCGCAGGAGAACGAUUCCGGCGAGCUUGAGCUGGAUCUCGAAAUUCUGUCCGUGGACGCCCUCACGAAGCUCUAUGACAUCUCCAUCAAAGCCUUCCCUCAUCUCAAGGCGGAGAAGGAGCGAAACCUUGCAGCCCCCCCGACGCAGGAUGCAGCUCCGGCAAAGUCCAAGUCGGGUAAGCCCAAGAAGAACAAGCCCAUGAGCAAGGCAGAGCAGGAGCGGCGGCUUCAGCAGCUGAACGAGCUCAAGGCCUCGAUUAAGAAUCGUGGCUCGGGAAGCCAAGAACCCAUGGAAUCGAUUGAGGGAAACGGCGGCUCUGCCCUUAGCCCCCAUGAUGAUAUGCUCGAGCCGAUGAACGAUAGCGACGAGGAGAGUUCCGAAGAGGAAUGAGUUGUCCACCGUGAAGUCGCUUUGAAUGGAUGCCGAGGGUCCCAUGGCCCCGAGCUAUCCACGCACGGCAGAGGCUCGGCCUGUUGAAGUUGUCGGGCUGUGCCAUGCUUGGCCAACGACUCUGCCGGAUGCAAUAAACAGCCAAGCAUCCAAGUCGGAUGGCGCCGCGCCUAUAUCGUGAUGGAGUGGCGCGUCUUCGUUUCUGCCCUUUUCAAGAGAUCCAUCAUUAGAUCCUCCUGGAUCCUAGGUAUUUCGGUCUUCGCGCAUCGCUCUGCUUGCGACCGUCGUCAAGAUGAUCGUUCCACCUUGCCCCUUUGCCGUAUCGGGUUUUACCG